CCAAUGGGUGAUUUUUCCCGAGAGGAUGCGCAACAGGCAGAGUCCCAGCUGGGCGAAGCACCACGACUGAAUUAAAUUGAUUUUUUUCGUAGACAAACUGCAAAUGUGAGGUGUUUAUAGUUUACUUUAAUGUAGUCCCUACGUAGAGAGGUAGUUAGCGGAGAAUAACUUCACUCACGUUGUGUGUUAAGAGUGUAAAUAGGCUUAGUUCGAGGCCGUGGCAUGGAUGAAGUACGGCCUACCAGUGGUGCCCAAGCACACGGGCUAGUGUCGCUGUUUCCCCCGGGGCUGCAGGCUAUCUACGGGGAAUGUCGGCGACUUUAUCCCGAACAGGCUAACCCGCUUCAAGUUACAGCCAUCGUAAAAUACUGGUUGGGUGGUCCAGAUCCGCUAGACUACAUUAGUAUGUAUCGAAAUAUGGGGUGUCCAUCGCAGGACAUCCAGGAGCAUUGGCAUUAUGUAAGCUUUGGCCUGAGUGACUUGUAUGGAGACAACAGGGUCCAUGAAUUCACAGGGCUAGACAAACCCAGCGGCUUUGGCUUUGAGCUCACCUUUAGACUCAAAAGAGAGACAGGAGAGACUGCACCACCAACCUGGCCGGCUGAGCUCAUGCAAGGCUUGGCGCGCUAUGUUUUCCAGUCUGAGAACACGUUUUGUAGCGGUGACCAUAUAUCAUGGCACAAUCCCCUCGACAACAGCGAGUCUCGUAUCCAGCACAUGCUGCUCACAGAGGACCCUCAAAUGCAACCAAUCCAAACUCCUUUUGGCACUGUCAGCUUCCUCCAGAUCGUGGGUGUUUGCACAGAGGAGCUGCAGGCAGCCCAGCAGUGGAAUGGCCAAGGCAUCUUGGAACUUAUGCGAGGAGUUCCAGUAGCCGGCGGUCCCUGGCUUAUCACAGACAUGAGGAGAGGGGAGACCAUCUUUGACAUUGAUCCACACCUACAACAGGAGAGAGUGGACCACGGCAUCGAGACAGAGGGCUCCAACCUGAGCGGAGUCAGCGCCAAGUGCGUGUGGGAUGAUUUGAGUCGACCGCCUGACGACGAGGAGGACAGUCGUUCCAUUUGCAUAGGGUCGCAGCCUCGGAGGCUCUCUGACAAAGACACGGAACAGAUCAGGGAGACCUUAAGGAAAGGCCUGGAGUUUAACACAAAGACAGCACUACCCCCCAUCAACAGCCAGAGACAAGAGAGACCUCAAAGUCGAAAGGACAGUUUGGAAAGUGAGAGCUCAACAGCCAUCGUUCCUCACGAGUUGGUCCGAACACGACAGUUGGAAAGUGUCCAUCUGAAGUUUAACCAAGAGUCAGGCACAUUGCUUCCCCUCUGUUUACGGGGUCGCUUGCUCCACGGAAGACAUUUUACUUUCAAAAGCAUUCACGGAGACACGGCCAUUACGUUUGUGUCUACAGGGGUGGAGGGAGCCUUUGCUACUGAAGAACAUCCCUAUGCAGCCCAUGGCCCCUGGCUCCAGAUAUUGUUGACGGAAGAGUUUGUGGAUCAGAUGCUUGGAGACAUACAUGACCUUAACAGUUGUGAGGAUACGAAAUUACCAAAGGAGUACACUUGGCCAGAGAAGAAGCUGAAGAUCUCCGUCUUACCAGACUCUGUGUUUGAUAACCCUCUGCAAUGAGACACAGAUGCCUAAUUAUGACAAAAAACAACUCCAAACCUGCACAUAAACACACUGAGGUCACAUUGACUUUGGGGUGUUCUGACUAAGACAAGUGAACUCCAAAAAGACUAUCUGAUGAUCUGCAUGGGUCCUGUGUCCACACGGUGGUUGACCAUUUUCAAAAGUGCCUCCAGCCAGGCGGCUCAAAGUCUCAGGUCCAAAUUAAAAACAUUUUGCAAUGCAGACAUCAAUGUCACAAGCAAUAACUUGUGUUGUAUUUAUUCCAGUGGCCACAGUAAAGACAAAAACGUCAGCUACUGAUCCCUUUUAACAGAUGUUCUGUUUGAUAUUGCCUUUAUAUAUAGACUUAACAAAUGCUGGACAUGUUUUGUCUUCAUCAUGCCAAAGUAAUGGCUGUCAUAUGAUACAUGAACAGCUACCAAUCACUGCCAGUGCAUUGUCACAUGUGAAGUAAGCCAACAUGUCAACUCUUUUCUUUCAUAGAGUAUGUAUCUGAUAUAGUACAGGUACCAGCAGCCUUUUCUCCAGUGUGCCAACAUCAUCAAUGAUAUGUACUUUCAUGCUUGCUCAUGUCAAGCAAUAGCUAGUUUUAGUGGUUAAAGAUUGUAAUCUCAACCAUUACCUUCUCUAGUUAUGUUUUGGUUUUUUUGGUUGGAUUUUUUUUUUUGUCGUAUGUGGGACCUCUUAAACAAUGAAUUGGAGCAAAACUCCUGUGCCUUGAGUUCAAAAAAGGACCUCAUACUAAAAAUGUGUUGACUGUUACUGCACCAUGAAGCUUCUGGAUUUUAAUCCCAAUAGCACCAAAAUUGAAGAGACUACUUUUACUUUUUCUUUUUUUUUUUUUUUUUACAGUGCAUGUGUACAGUUACAGUACUGUUUUUGUGUUUUUUUUUUCAAAAGUUGGGUGACAAAUUUAGCUAUUUUAUUAUGUACUAUCACAUUUGACUGAACUUGCUUAUUAUAAUCCCAAGUGCAUUAAAGAGUGUAGGUAUUUACACCAAUAAAGAUGGAACACUGAGGAAAAACACAAUGUCUUUUCUAAACCAGAUUAGGCUAUUAUAGUUGAAUAUGUUGACGUUUGAGUCUGCUUGGAAUUCUACUUUAAUUUCUUCAUCCAGUUGCUGAAAUGUUUGUAAAUAUGAAAUGUCUUGUCAUGACAAAAUAAAAUCUAGGUUCAUCUUUCAAACCUGCACCAAAAAUGGACUAGAUCAUUUCCCCCCAGUGUUUGAAGGUAAACACUGUUGUUUAGAGUACUAACUGCUGUGAGUAUUACAAUAAAAUGUUACUUUUACUGUUGAACUACGUAUGCUGUUACUCCAGUUAAACCCCCAGUGAUUAAUACAUUGUGUUGAUUGUGACAAUAAUUCAAAUGUUAU
Molecule: messenger RNA, 3011 nt
Organism: Dunckerocampus dactyliophorus (ringed pipefish)
Lineage: Eukaryota; Metazoa; Chordata; Actinopteri; Syngnathiformes; Syngnathidae
Gene: sufu
Product: suppressor of fused homolog (Drosophila)
Exons: 12
Coding region: 223-1632 (469 amino acids)
Cellular component (GO): nucleus; cytoplasm
Molecular function (GO): transcription factor binding
Source: RefSeq, a predicted model, not a curated record